GAAAUAUUUCGAUAUAUUCAAGGUAAUCACCUUUAAUAUUUUAAUUUUCUCGAUGCAAAACUUCUCAUUAGAAAUUGAAUGUCUAUUAAAGAAACUCGUAAAAAACCAAAUGUCAAUUGCAACCAUAAUAGGUUAGAUGAUGUGGCAAAAUCUAGAAGGUUAAACAAGAAGUUAGAACUUUUGGAAAAUGACAAUUUCCAAGAAGAUCCACAUGCUAAUGUAAUCAUAAAUAAAAAAGCUCCUAGAUUUGAUGAAACUAGCUCUAAAAGCAAGAAAAAGCGCAAAACAAAAAAUGACUGGAGGAGAGAAAAAUAUAAAAAAAGCUUAGCAGUAUUAUUGGAAGAACAAGUUGAUCCUAGCAAAAAUCCAAAUUAUUAUUCAAUUAAAGCAAAACCCCCUAAACUUCCACCAAGACAUUUUUGUUCAGUGUGUGGAAAUUUUUCAAAUUAUACAUGUAUACAAUGUGAAUUAAGAUACUGCUCAAUUAAAUGCCAGCAUGUUCAUAAAGAUACUAGAUGCUUAAAAUGGAUAGCUUAAUUUGGAAUGCUUUAAUCAAUUUUGUUAUUUUUUUUUCUUCAUAAAAUAAUAUAUUUGUAAUAAUAUUCAUGUCAUUUAUAUAGAAAUUAUUUGUUUCUUGAUAAAUAUUAUAAAUAAAAUACAUUAAACUUUUAUCAAA
Molecule: messenger RNA, 676 nt
Organism: Gordionus sp. m RMFG-2023
Lineage: Eukaryota; Metazoa; Nematomorpha; Gordioida; Chordodea; Parachordodidae
Product: zinc finger HIT domain-containing protein 1-like
Exons: 5
Coding region: 79-537 (152 amino acids)
Biological process (GO): chromatin remodeling
Cellular component (GO): Swr1 complex
Molecular function (GO): nucleosome binding
Source: RefSeq, a predicted model, not a curated record